UUCUCUUUCCAGGAGAUGAUGAGAAAAGGACAGGCAGAAAUACAAAGACCGAAACAGGUCAAGAGCACCAUAACAUCAAAGCAAUCAUCUUCAACUCUUUCAAAUCCCUUUCACAGGUUCCUUCAAAAAUGUCUUCCUCUUGUGUGUCCUCAGGAAGAUUACCUACUAAUCUAGAUCAAAUUCGACAAAGAAUGAUUGAUCUUGAUGUGGCUGAAGUCCCUGAGACACUGCAUUACAGGAUUUUUGUUGCGACAUGGAAUGUAGGUGGCAAAAGUCCACCAAGCAAUUUGAACCUUGAUGAUUGGCUCCACAGUUCACCUGCAGCAGAUGUAUAUGUCCUGGGGUUUCAGGAAAUUGUACCUCUAAAUGCUGGAAAUGUGUUAGGAGGAGAAGAUAAUGCUCCUGCAAAGAAAUGGAUUGCUCUCAUCCGAAGAGCACUCAACGGUCUUACAGGCAAUAAUAGCAGCAGUAGCAGCUGCCCUAGACAGAUGGAUGAUGAAGAUUUUGGAGGCAAGACAUGUAGGCAAAAGAAUCUACUCCAUCGUCAUUCAUUUCAUACCUUGAGCCAUAGCCUAAGGCACGAGGGGGACGCCUUGGUUUCACUGCCAAGGCUCGACUGUCGGCAUAGUGUCUGCGACAACAGGGUGAGUGAUUGCAACGCUAAUUGUAGAUCCUCUAAUGAUGAGAAUGUGAAUGGAGAUCAUUCGCAUAAGCCAAGAACAUGCUGCUCAACAAUGUCCUAUGGCUAUGGAGCUUCUUCAUCCACAGGUGACAUAGAUAGACCAGGGCACUCAAGAUACAUCUUAGUGGCAAGCAAGCAAAUGGUGGGCAUAUUUCUCACCCUUUGGGUGAGAGGGGACAUAAGACACAUUAUCAGGAACUUGAAGGUCUCUUGUGUUGGUAGAGGAUUAAUGGGUUACCUUGGGAACAAGGGUUCUAUAUCCAUGAGCAUGUCAUUGCACCAAACAAGUUUCUGCUUCAUCUGCAGCCACCUGGCGUCUGGGGAAAAGGAGGGAGAUAAGUUGAGGCGGAACCUUGAUGUGAUGGAGACCUUGAGGAAGACCAAGUUUUCCCGAGUUCGUGGGUUUGGGGAUCAGACUACACCGGAGAGGAUUCUGGAGCAUGAUCGAAUAAUUUGGCUAGGAGACUUGAAUUACCGCAUUGCACUCUCAUAUCUUGCUGCCGAGGGUCUUGUUGAGAGGAGGAACUGGAAGGCAUUGCUGGAGAAGGAUCAGCUUCAGAUUGAGCAACAAUCUGGUUGUGUCUUCCAAGGGUGGAAUGAAGGAAGAAUCCAUUUCCCUCCCACGUACAAAUACUGCAAUAACUCAGAUCAGUACAUCGGCAACAACUCAAACCUUAAAGAGAAGCGUCGAACACCUGCAUGGUGUGACAGGAUCUUGUGGUAUGGAAGAGGCCUGAAACAACACUUGUAUAUGUGCGGCAAGUUCCAAUUCUCUGAUCAUAGAUCAGUUUUUAGCCUUUUUACAGCAGAAGUUGAGUCAAUGAGUCACAGAAGAUUACAGACCAAGAGCGGCUCUAGCUCCCAAGUGGUCACAAAGAGCUUGGCUUCCUUUAAAAAUUGUAAUCAUUCAUAAGUUUGAAUUCAUUGACAGGAGAUGACCCAAACCACAAGGAGAAGCAUCAAACACCCACAUGGUUUUACAUACAACUUCUAAAUUAGGGUCAUUUCGCCAAACAUGUGGAACUCAGUUCUUUUUUCCCAUCCAUAUGCCAUAGAAGGUAGAAAUUUCCUUUUAUAUUGCAAGCACUUUUGCAAAGUUCUGAUCAUUGUUACAAUUACAUAUAUCAUGAA
Zingiber officinale is the source of this 1813-nucleotide messenger RNA. RefSeq names its product type IV inositol polyphosphate 5-phosphatase 7-like. Gene Ontology annotation, molecular function: inositol-polyphosphate 5-phosphatase activity; phosphatidylinositol-3,4,5-trisphosphate 5-phosphatase activity; phosphatidylinositol-4,5-bisphosphate 5-phosphatase activity. Gene Ontology annotation, biological process: phosphatidylinositol dephosphorylation. The transcript has 8 exons. Bases 129 to 1595 code for a protein of 488 amino acids. The record is from RefSeq and is a predicted model, not a curated record. NCBI's taxonomy places the organism in Eukaryota, Viridiplantae, Streptophyta, Magnoliopsida, Zingiberales, Zingiberaceae.